CAAGAACUGCACACACACACACACACACACACUUCUGAAUAAAAUGAAUGAAGGUGAAUGUGAUACGAAAACUACAUGCAUUCAGAUCAAGAGUAAUUCAAUAGCUUACUUAGUCCAUGGAUUGGAAUGUUCAGUGCAACACACAUACCUAAUGGUGUACACUGGCAAGGUAAUUGAAUAAGAGUGGUAGAAUUAUGGUUGGUGUGCCGGGUCAGUGUCAGUGGGAGUCGGGGUUUGGGUCAUUGUUAUGGGUGGAAUCAUGUCAUGGUUGGAUUCAGUGUUGAAGCAGGGUCAUAGUCAGGGUCACUGUUAGGGGUGGAGUCAGAGUGUCUCAUAAUGUAGUGAGAUCUGCUAUGCAGUACAUCAUCAUUACAGCUUCUGUGUGUGUGUGUGUGUGUGUGUGUGUGUGUGUGUGUGUGUGUGUGAAUGUGUGGGUAUUUUGCCUGCAGAGGGGAGAAUAUAUUUAGAAGAAUCCUAAACAUUUCCCUGCCUUCCGAUUGGUUAAGCUGCUUUUAGUCUACAGGAAGAAGGCAGGACACACAGUUUUCUCUCUAAGGGAUUGUGCCUUCUGCCAAAUUUAACCCCAACACACACACACACACACACUUACACACUUACACACUGCAUGUUCAUUAGCGCAUGGUUAUAACUUGUCAAUUCAGUUGUGUUGUGUUUCUGUGUUAAUUAGAAGUUUUAACUUUGUGUAGAUGUGUGUGUUGAAGCUCUCAUGCUGGAUAUGAACACAUGGUAAAGCCUCUUAUCUUUAUCUUCUUUCAUUUUAACCUCUCCUUAACCCCCCCCUCUCUCUCUUUCUCUCUUCCUCUCGCUUUUUGUGUGGUUUGUGAUGGGGGAUUGGAGCUCAUUGGGGAAGUUGUUGGAGCGAGCUCAGGAGCAUUCCACUGUGGUAGGGAAGGUAUGGCUCUCAGUGUUGUUCAUCUUCAGGAUCCUGGUUCUGGGUGCAGCAGCAGAGAAGGUGUGGGGAGAUGAGCAGUCGGGUUUCACCUGUGACACCAAGCAGCCUGGCUGUCAAAACGUCUGCUACGAUCGAACCUUCCCCAUCUCACACAUUCGAUUCUGGGUCAUGCAGAUCAUUUUUGUGUCUGUUCCCACGUUGAUAUACCUGGGACACAUCCUGCACCUGCUGCGCAUGGAGGACAAGCAGAAGCGUUUGGAUCAGGACGGAGGUGGAAAAGUGGGGAAGGUCAUGACAAGCAUUCGGGACGAACAAGGAAAGAUUCGUCUGCAGGGGGCACUGCUUCGCACAUAUGUGCUCAAUGUCAUUUUCAAAACUCUGCUGGAGGUGGGCUUCCUGGUGGCACAGUACUUCCUGUAUGGAUUUGAGCUCAAACCCAUGUACACUUGCAGCAGCUGGCCUUGUCCGAACACCGUAAACUGCUACAUCUCACGUCCUACAGAGAAAACCAUCUUCAUUCUGUUCAUGCUAGCUGUAGCGUGUGUGUCACUGUUCCUCAAUCUAGUGGAGAUGUACCACCUCGGCUUCACCAAGUGUCGUCAGGGUCUCCGCUAUCGCCAUUCGCUCUCUGACACUUCAUCCAAAACGCCUAGCGAGGAAGCUGUCAUUCCAUUUGUUGCCAGUUACCCCUAUUUCCCUGCCCAUGCCCCACCCCCCGAUCAUCAGUACAAACUCCCAGACACUGACGGCUCCUUUCCAGCAUACGGCAGUCGCUCCGCUCACAAACAGAACAACGAUAACCUUGCAGUGGAGCGCAUCACUACGGAAACCAAACCUGAUCCUUCUGAAAGCAAACCUGAUGAAACCAGGGUAAAGAAAACUUCAAGCUCUGCCCCAGGAUCGCCGUAUUACCAGCGCAGGCCGAGCUAUGCUAGUCGCUAUAGUAACAAUAAGAGCAGACUGGAUGAUCUGAAAAUCUGAAUUAGGAGAAGAUUUUUACGAAAUUAAGCAAAUAGCUACUGAUACAGGAACAAACACACACACACACACACACACACACACACACACACACUGUAUCUAAUAAAUACCAGCAUUUUCAACGAACAUUGUUAGCAUUAGCCACUACAGAUGUACCAGCUUACUGCUAAAUUUAACAUGUGGCUAGUCUUAUAGACUGUAGCAUUAGUUUAAAUGCUAAGGUGCUAGCUGACUAGCCGUGCAUGUGAUUGUGAACAGGAUAUUUUGAAGUGAAAUGCUAGCAGUGAAAGGUAGAACCACAAUGGUUAGAAGAUUGCUAAAAGAGGUCACAAAGUUCCUCUGAACUAACAAAAGAAGUUCCUCUGACUGAACUGGGGCCACAGUUAGCGUUUACUAGUGCGCUGGUGUUUACAUGACCACAGAAAUUGUAGCCUAUUUUACAGUAGCAUUUGACUAUUAACAAGUUAGCAUUAGUCUACAUUUUUGUUUACCUACAUCUGUCAUGCUGCUAAUUGACCAGCUUUCAGCAUCUGUACCGAUCUUCAGUUGUAGCAGGAUUUUACACAAUGCUAAUGAACAAGCACUAGCAUUUGCACUACUUUACCAGACAUUCUUUCUAGUGUAUAAGUACAAAUCCUGUUAAUAAAUGGACAUUAGUUUCGCCGCUAAUUUAGUUUCAUACCCUUAUUGUCCUAGCAUUAAACUUUGUUUUAUUCAUCAAUAUUUGUCACAUUGCUAUGGGAAAGAUUUACUGAAGAUUAUAACAGUUUUAAUGUGUUAACUCUCAUGCUGCUAAUUUUACAAAAAUAUUUUUAAUUCUCUACUGAGACUUUUUUUUUUUUUUACUUUAUCAGAAUUUUUCAUACAAAAUAUUUACUAGCGUAGUUCUAGAUUAUAAACACCAAAAUGAGAAUAUUUCCAUUUUUACAUAUAAAUGUUAUAUGUAUAAUAUAAGGCAUAGUUUGGUCAUUGCAUGAUUUGUGUGUUUCCUGUACUGUUUGUCGACUCUGUUG
Silurus meridionalis is the source of this 2904-nucleotide messenger RNA. RefSeq names its product gap junction protein, alpha 2 (gene gja2). The transcript has 2 exons. The coding region runs from base 845 to 1894 and encodes 349 amino acids. Gene Ontology annotation, cellular component: connexin complex. The record is from RefSeq and is a predicted model, not a curated record. Lineage: Eukaryota; Metazoa; Chordata; Actinopteri; Siluriformes; Siluridae. Gene Ontology annotation, biological process: cell communication.